GCUAGAGACCUUAGUUGACAGGAUCCUGUCCGGAUUCUGUAAGUCUUUAGACUGAGUCAAUAGGUCGUGUCAGUCAGGGGGUGGAGUCUAAGUGGUGAGGAGUGGAACCGUAUCUGGUUGUGCACCUGACACCAUGGUUGAUACACGUAGUGGCAAGAGUACUGCCCCACAAUCCGAAGCCGAGCAUACUCGGAUCGCUGCCAUUCUGAGGGAGAGAAAUGAGAACGAGUUCCUCAAGCAGGUGAAGUUAAAGGCGAUAGCGGAGGAGCAGGCAGCGAAGAAGAAGAAGUUAGAAGAAGAGAUGAUAAUAUUACAGAAGGAGAAGAUGAUGAUGCUACAGCAGGAGGAGGAAGAGAAGAGGAAGGUUGCUGAAGAGGAAGCAGCAGAAGAGGAGGAAGUGGAAGAAGAACCCCUUGAAAGGAGACGAGGGGGAGACAGAGGAGAGACAAGUGGCACAAAGGAGGAGGACAAGUGGAUGGAGAAAAAGAUUAGCGAAUGGGUGGCUAACUUAUCGUUGGGGGAAGACGAAGAGGCACAGUUAGAGUUUGCGUGUGACGUGGUGACCCACGUCGGGACCGAGGUUAAGAGGUUGAAGGAAGGCGUAGACAAGUUCUGCGCAGGCGCUAUUGAAAGCGCCAAAGUGGUGGUCACAGCAGAGGCCGCGGCGCGUCCCCGCAAAGAGCCUAUAAAGCUCAAAUUCCCUGACGCAUACAGCGGAAAGAAGGACGAUAGCUUUGAUAACUGGGAGGCCAAUAUCAAUACAUACGUGUAUCUGCAGCAUAUCGCCCCCGAGGAGCAAGUCCUCGUCGCCUUCCAUGCAUUGAAGGACAAAGCAGCAGCUUCGCAAGGUCCCUCGCGCGUCUUGCAGAAACUGAGAGAGUCAAACUUCAAGAUCAAUGCGAAGAAGUGUGAGUGGGCCAAAACACAAGUCUUGUACUUGGGCCACGUUUUAGACGGAGAUGGCAUUAAGCCUGAGGACAGUAAGAUAGCGGCGAUUAGGGAUUGGCCGACGCCCAGCACGUUGACUGAGUUGCGGUCGUUCCUAGGCCUAGCUAACUACUAUAGGAAGUUCGUGAGGAACUUCUCGACUAUCGCCGCUCCCCUUCGCAGGUUGCUCAAGAAAGAGGCAAUCUGGCAGUGGGAUAAAGAUUGUACGUCUGCGCUAAAGAAGUUGAAGCGCGCAUUAAUAGAGUAUCCUGUCCUCAAAGUAGCAGAUCCGUCCUUGCCAUUUGUCGUCACCACGGGCGUGAGUCAGUAUGGUAUAGGCGCCGUGUUACAGCAGGACGAUGGCAAUGGCUACAGACCCGUAGAGUUCAUGUCAGCGAGGAUGCCCUCAGAGAAGGUUGCUACCUCGACGUAUGAGAGGGAACUCUACGCUCUCAGGCAGGCCUUAGAGCAUUGGAAGCACUACUUGCUUGGGAGGCACUUCAAGGUGUAUUCAAACCAUGAGACCCUUAGAUGGCUGAGGACACAGGCCAAGAUGACACCUAAGUUGACUAGGUGGGCCGCUGAGAUAGACCAGUACGACUUUGAGCUCAAGCCAGUUAAGGGCAAGUACAAUGUAGUUGCGGAUGCUCUGAGUAAGAGAUCAGACUACUUUGGAGCUAUAGUUCACUAUCUGGACAUAGGGAGUGACCUGCAGGAGAAAGACAAAGCGUAUGCACAGGCCCCUAUUUAUAGUGACCUCAAAAGAGUCAAGGAGGCCCCAGAGACCGAACCAGACUACCGCCGUACAGAAGGACUGUUGUUUGAGAAGACUGAUGUAGUACGCGUGUGCGUCCCUAACAGCGCGGAGAUUCGUAGUUUGAUACUAGGGGAAUGCCGCGACACAGAGGGACAUUUCGGUUGGCAAAAGACUCUAGCCAAUCUGAUGUAUGCAUACCUGGCCAGGAAUGAAAGCUGACUACAUAGAGCAUGUCCGCAGUUGCAAAGUAUGCCAGAGAAACAACAGUACUACGCGAUCCCCUCUUGGUCUUCUCAGACCCUUGCCUAUGCGAGACCAGCCCGGAGACUC
Chara braunii is the source of this 2014-nucleotide messenger RNA. The record is from the annotation of a GenBank genome assembly. NCBI's taxonomy places the organism in Eukaryota, Viridiplantae, Streptophyta, Charophyceae, Charales, Characeae.